CCAGGAACGCUGUCCUAGUGUUAGUUCAGAUUUGCCGAUGGGAGUCUUCAGGAGAACACGUGGAUGUAUUCGUCUUUUGCGAUCUGCUGCCGUCAGGAUGCUCGCCUGUGCGGGGAAACUCCGUGAAAGAUUGAUUUGCAGUCCGUAGGCCAUGGUAUUUAGGUGCGCCGUAUGUUCGAGACAUCCUCAGGCCACAAUCUCUCGUGCUAUCCUCGCUAGUAGUAUUAUCCUCGCGCAAGCUUUUACACCGGCAAUGUCUCAAGCCGCGUCUGCUGAGUCUUCAUACACCCCGGCCAUAAUUCAGGUCAUUCAGUCAAUUCUCGUGGCCAACUACUCAAACGUCGCAAUGCUAGCUUUGGUUAUAUACGAACAUAUCAUCACCCUAGACAUGGAAUUCACAUACAUAUGGCGCAAGGGCACCGGCCGUGGAGUUAGAUUGUUAUACUCCAUCAACCGAUAUGCAGUGCUGGCGUACGCAAUUAUCGGAUACUGGUCGUCGCUAGUCCCGAAGGUGAACUGUGGCGCUGUCACACGACUGACUGAAGUGCUAAUUUUGCUGCUUUGGACGGUGUUCGGGGUCUUCUCUGCGCUGAGGAUAUAUGGCUUAUGGGAGAAAAACCGGUAUCUCUUCGCUCUGAUUUUAAGUCUGAACCUUGUGCAGGUUGUCAUCAAUAUCUAUUAUUUCAGCCGUCUGGUGCCGUUUGCAUCGGGCUUUUGGUUUGCACCGUGCCUAGUGAAUGACGAGGCAUUGACACCAGCGUUAGAAGCGAGGUUCAUACGUGCAAGUCGGGCAAGCGUCAUAGCAGCCGACGGUCUCACGCUGUUUCUCACGUGGUACAAGACCAAGGACCAGUACAAGGAGAUGAAGAAGCUGAGCGGCCUGAAUUUCCCAACAUCAAUGGGCGGUGUGCUCAUUCGCAGCGGUAGUAUUUGCUUCCUAAUACUGUUCGUCAUGAACAUCGCCCAGGUUAUCACAUUCGAGAUAUUGGAUAAUCAAUUUCUUACCCCAUUCAUCACAGUCCUUGCACCGACACUUGCCAACCGCCUCCUCAUAAGCCUUCAAGAGCUUCGCGGCAGCGGAUACCCUGCUAAUAUCUCUCAAUUCGCCACCGACAUAAGCAUGGUUUUCAAUCAGUUCCCGUCGCUGCCACAAAUGUCCCAAGUUGAUUAUGAGGUCCCUGUGCCGAUGCUUUCGCAGAGAGUUACAGGCUCCAUGUCGCAGUCGAGGAUGCUGAGACUUGGAGAUCCUGACACAACUAAUCUGCUGGCCGACUCGCCGACUACAAGCCACGGAGAGACUAGCAUCAGCUCUUCUCCUGAGGAUCACGUGAGACAUAUUCAGGAAAUGCCUUUGCAUUGCGCCGUCUGAAACCCCCAAAAGACAAGCCGUAUGGGCCAAGAAUCCUUGCUGGUACAAACUGGGUCGACAAAAUAUCUUAAUAUUCGAUGUUCAAGUGUAGCUCUAUCUAUGUAUGGCAUAAGCCCAUAUUGCCGUACCGCAGUAUUCCAACCGUUUUGAAGUUGGUGUCUUAUAA
Phanerochaete carnosa HHB-10118-sp is the source of this 1535-nucleotide messenger RNA. RefSeq lists its product as uncharacterized. The coding region runs from base 254 to 1369 and encodes 371 amino acids. NCBI's taxonomy places the organism in Eukaryota, Fungi, Basidiomycota, Agaricomycetes, Polyporales, Phanerochaetaceae. The record is from RefSeq and is a predicted model, not a curated record. The transcript has 12 exons.